Molecule: messenger RNA, 1797 nt
Organism: Triplophysa rosa
Lineage: Eukaryota; Metazoa; Chordata; Actinopteri; Cypriniformes; Nemacheilidae
Gene: pcolcea
Product: procollagen C-endopeptidase enhancer a
Exons: 9
Coding region: 39-1466 (475 amino acids)
Molecular function (GO): protein binding
Source: RefSeq, a predicted model, not a curated record
CGUGUGUCGUGUGGCCGCGUCUCUCAGUGCUGUGGAAUAUGGAGCGUUGGACUGGUGUGUGGAGUUUGGGGCUGUUGCUGUUUGGGUGUUUUGGAGGGACGUCAUGUCAGACGACCAACUACACCAGGCCUGAGUUUAACUGUGGGGGUGAUUUGAACGGAGAGUCUGGCUAUGUGGGUAGCGAAGGAUUCCCGUUAUUCUACAAACCCAACAGCAAAUGCACUUGGCACAUCACAGUUCCAGAAGGCAAUGUGGUGAUGCUCUCCUUCAGGAUUUUUGAUCUGGAGGCUGACCCUCUUUGUCGCUAUGACUACGUGGAUGUGUAUAACGGACUCUCUAACAUGGUACAGAAGCUUGGGCGGUUCUGUGGAACAUUCCGGCCUGGGGCUCUCAUCUCCACAUCAAACUCCAUGAUGUUAGAGAUGGUGUCAGAUUCAGGAACAGGAGGCAGAGGGUUCCUGGCCAACUUUAAUGGAGUAAAGCCGCAUGUAGAUGAGCAUCAGUUUUGUGGGGGGAAAAUGACAGAAUCUCAGGGCACAAUCAAAACUCCAAACUGGCCUGAGAAGAAUUAUCCACCAGAAAUCAGCUGCUCCUGGCUUAUCACAGUGGAACCGGAAAUGGUGAUUGAGAUGAAGUUUGAUAAGUUUGAUCUGGAGUCUGACAAUUAUUGCCGCUUCGACUAUGUAGCGUUUUAUAACGGAGGAGAAAAAGACAACUCACGCCGUAUCGGAAAAUACUGUGGAGACUCUGGACCUCAGAACAUUGUAUCCAAUGGUAAUGUGCUCCUGGUCCAGUUUGUGUCUGACCUUAGUGUGACCUCUGAUGGAUUCAUGGCCUCAUACUCCAGUAUGCCACGUGGCCAGCGCACUCCAACUGAAGGAGGCGACAUUGGGUCAGGACCUCCAGUCGCAUCCACACCCACAAGAACCCGUAUUACCCCAGUCAAACCAAUGAAACCUGUAGUCAUGGCCACAGAAGUACCAACUACAACCACUAGUACACCAAAGCCACGGCCCAAACCUGGCCAACCUGUAAGACCGACGAUCCGUGAACCAGAAGCAGAGGAAUCUGAGAAACCCAAACCCGCCUCAGAUGUAAACCUGUGUACAAAGGCAUGUAAAAGAGAUGGAACCAUCAGGACCAGUUUUUGUGCUAGUGAAUUUGUGAUCACUGGUAUGGUGACAGCAAUGAGCCCGGGGCCUAAAGGAAGUCUGCAAGCAACUGUUUCCUUAAUUAAGGCUUAUAAGACCGGCAGACUUACAAUAACCCAAGUUGGAGAGACCAUGUCUGUCAAACUCAUGAUAACAUGCAGGAAAUGUCCAUUGGUGCGCAGAGGUCAAAACUACAUCCUGAUGGGUCUGGUGGAUGAGGAAGGACGUGGCACUCUCGCUCCUGGUAGUUUUACUGCUUUGUACAAAGCUCCCCAUCACAAGUUAUUGACCACCAUCAACAACAAGCCAUGCUGAUUGCAAAAAUCUAAAGAUGGCACUAGAUGAAACUAAUCUUCAUUGACAGCUAAUAGAAUGUGACCAAAGGGUCAAUGCAGUCCUGCAGAUAUGCAGAAAUGUGUUUUUUUUUGGCAUUGUUAAGUAAUGCUCAGGAAGCUACAUUCUUAUGUAUUUCCACAACUAUGGAGCAUUUAAAACUUGUCAGCUCUCGAACAUGAACUUUACAGAAAGUUUCAAGCAACUGUUUAAAUUUACACACACUGAGAUGUCACAAAGUAUAUUUGUAAUUUAUGGUGAUGUCUUCUAAUACAGAUGUACACAUUAUUGCAUUAAACUUUGUGUUGUUUUA